GAAAACCACGGCGGUCAAUCAAGUCAAUACCUGCUGAUCUCCCGCUUUCUGCUUUAUGUAGGUAACACGCAGCUCAAUUCACGAGCUCACAUAGCAGCCCGCGACAUCUCUCAUCCCCAGACUUGACUUUUGUGACCACUCUCGUCUAUAGCGGAAAAAAGCAGAAAUUCCCAUCUCCAAGUGAGGAACUCCCUACGUCAUGGUCAAAUGGUCACGCCUCUUUGGCGCAGAGCGCGACUCUCGCCAUCCGCGCGAGGAAAUGUGGAGGUUACUUCCUAGUCAUACCAAUGACCUCCCCGCUACAGCCUACCCUGCUCGUGAAGUCACCAAAGUCGCCCUCCGCUUGAAAUACCAUAUCGAAGAGGUCAUACCUAUUGAACUCCCCGAGGACAAGAUCACCGCUGCCAACUCUGGCGUCAUCACGAAGAAGGUGGUUCAGACUGCCCUUGAAGCUGGAGGAAAAGACUACUCGGCCUGUGUUGUGUACUGUCUGCUUGUUUGCAAGAGAUGGUUCAAACACCAGGCGACCCUGGAACUAUGGGAUGCAGAUCUCCACGAAGUCCGUGCUGUAGCCUGCGAAAUAAUUGCUAAACGCAUUAUCGAGGCUGAAGAAGACCAAGAAUAUCUCAUGCAGAAAGUCCUUCUGCAACGGUAUAGUGUUGUACGCAAAAACGAAGAAUCUGCCCCAGCCAACGUUAUCGAGCGUGCUGUCGAUCUACACUGUCUCACUGUGAUAGGCUCCUCGGGCUAUCAAAAGUGCAUCAAGUACCUGUGGCGUGGCUGGAUUCAACAGGAUGAUGAAGAUGCUGCCAAUUACCGUUGGUAUGAAAAUCGCGACAACACCAACUACUGGGUUCACUAUGACCCCGACCGGAUGCGCACGCCAUUAUACCAGAAUGUAGUGCAGGUCUCGGUGUCAAUUCUUUAUCUGAUCCUCUAUACACAAGCGGUAAACACCAUCAAUGAAGAGGGAGAUCUUGACGUUGUCGAAGGGAUUCUUUAUGUGAUGACGGCAGGUUUCAUAUGCGACGAACUCGCUAAGCUGUGGAAAGUCGGCCGUUACUAUAUCGGCUUUUGGAAUGUGUUCAACAACUGUCUGUACGCAUUACUAACGGCCUCUUUCGUGAUCCGUAUCACAGCACUUGCACACAGCCCUAAUCACGAUGACGAGCGUCGGCGCGAUCUGAACAAGCUCGGUUACCAUAUCUUCUGCUUCAGCGCCCCUAUGUUCUGGAUGCGUCUACUGCUUUACCUGGACACGUUCCGCUUCUUCGGCGCCAUGUUGGUCGUCCUCAAGGUUAUGAUGCGCGAGUCAUUGAUUUUCUUCUUGCUACUCGUGGUGGUAUGCGUUGGUUUCCUUCAGGCGUUUAUCGGGCUGAACCAGGUCGAAGGAAACGCGAGCAUUACCACCUUCAUCAUCACCAGCAUGGCGAAUUCGGUGAUGCAAUCUCCUGACUUUGACGGGUUUGACAACUACGCUCACCCCUUCGGGCUGAUAUUGUACUAUAUCUUCACAUUCGUGGUGAUGGUCAUCCUGUUGAAUAUUCUCAUCGCACUAUACAAUUCAGCAUACGAGGAUAUCACCGAGAAUGCGAUCGACGAGUACAUGGCCAUGUUUGCCCAGAAGACUUUGCAAUUCGUCCGAGCACCGGAUGAAAAUGUUUUCAUUGCACCACUCAACCUCAUUGAGAUGUUCUGCCUGAUUCUGCCCUUCGAAUGGUGGAUGGACAAAGCCCAUUACCAGCGGCUCAAUGAUUAUGUUAUGGGUAUUGUCUACAGCCCGUUGCUCCUAGUCACAGCCGCGCUGGAAGCAAGAGAUGCGAGAUCUGUUCGAGACAAUCGGAAACGAGGUGAAGAGGAUGACGACACAAUUGAGGAGUGGGAAGAGAUGGAAGGGGAACUUGAUUUUGAGAGCGAGGGCUGGGCUAAGAAGGUGGAGAGUUCGAAGCCGAUCGUCGAUGUCGAUGCCGACGUGGUCGAGAUCAGGGAACUAAAGGAGCAGGUCAAGGAGCUCAGGGAUAUGGUGAGAGCCAUGAGUGUUGAGCCAGGGAGCCAAUGAAUGUACUUGACUAGAAAAUUGGCUGGCAUUCUGGCGGCAGUUACUGAUAUUGGUCAGGGCAGGAUGAACGAAGCCUCGAUCCCUUGUGUCUUAUAGCCAGAGCUUUCGGCAAGCACUUCGGACGUUUGAUUUUGCAAAGCCCGGGCCUCAAAAAGUGUAACAUGUUUGCGAAUCCAUUUGGUGGAAUAUUUGUAUUUGACUUGGCUGGCGCCCCAGAGCAUACACAGAGGAGGGUAACUUGGUCUUGCUAAUUUAAA
Messenger RNA from Exophiala oligosperma, 2316 nucleotides. RefSeq lists its product as uncharacterized. The coding region runs from base 200 to 2059 and encodes 619 amino acids. Gene Ontology annotation, molecular function: monoatomic ion channel activity. Gene Ontology annotation, cellular component: membrane. The record is from RefSeq and is a predicted model, not a curated record. Gene Ontology annotation, biological process: monoatomic ion transport; transmembrane transport. NCBI's taxonomy places the organism in Eukaryota, Fungi, Ascomycota, Eurotiomycetes, Chaetothyriales, Herpotrichiellaceae. The transcript is spliced from 2 exons.